GUAGUUGGUGUAGUUGGUGUAGUUGGUGUAGUUGGUGUAGUUGGUGUAGUUGCUGUAGUUGCUGUAGUUGGUGUAGUAGCUGUAGUUGGUGUAGUUGGUGUAGUAGCUGUAGUUGGUGUAGUUAGUGUAGUUGCUGUAGUUGCUGUAGUUAGUGUAGUUGGUGUAGUUGCUGUAGUUGAUGUAAUUGCCGCAGUUGCUGUAGUUGGUGUAGUAGCUGUAGUUGGUGUAGUAGCUGUAAUUGGUGUAGUUGGUGUAGUUAGUGUAGUUGCUGUAGUUGCUGUAGUUGGUGUAGUUGGUGUAGUAGCUGUAGUAGGUAAAGUUGGUGUAGUAGCUGUAGUUAGUGUAGUUGGUGUAGUUAGUGUAGUUGGUGUAGUUAGUGUAGUUGGUGUAGUUAGUGUAGUUGGUGUAGUUAGUGUAGUAGCUGUAGUUGAUGUAGUUGCUGUAGUUGGUGUAGUAGCUGUAGUUGGUGUAGUUAGUAUAGUUGCUGUAGUUGGUGUAGUUAGUGUAGUUGCUGUAGUUGAUGUAGUGUAUGUAGUUGGCGUAGUAUGUGUAGUUGGUGUAGUAUAUGUAGUUGGUGCAGUUGCUGUAGUCAGUGUGGUUGGUGUAGUCACUGUAGUUGGUGUAGUUAGUGUAGUUGGUGUAGUUACUGUAGAUGGUGUAGUAUGUGUAGUUGGUUUAGUAUGUGUAGUUGGUGUAGUAUAUGUAGUUGGUGUAGUGAGUGUAGUAUGUGUAGUUGGUGUAGUAUAUGUAGUUGUUGUAGUUGUUGUAGUUGGUGUAGUUAGUGUAGUUCAAGUAGUUACUGUAAUUAGUGUAGUAUGUGUAGUUGGUGUAGUAUAUGUGGUUGGUGUAGUAUGUGUAGUUGGUGUAUUUAGUGUAGUUGUUAACCAAAACUACACUAAACUACACAACCUACAUCAAACUUAACCAACUACACAACACCACGCGAAACAACACCUACUAAAUCAAACUACACCAACGACACAAAACUACACCAACUACACAAAACUAAACCAAACUACAUCAACUACACAAAACUACAGGAAACGAAACCUACUAAACCAAACUACACUAAAUUACACCAACUACACAAAACUACGCCAACUACACAAAACUACACCAAACUACACCUACUACACCAAACUACACCAAACUACACCAACUACACAAAACUACACCAAACUACACCAACUACACCAAACUACUCCCACUACACAAAACUACACUAACUACACCAACUAGACCAACUACAGCAACUACACAAACUACAGCUACUACAUUAACUACAGCUACUACACCAACUACAGCAACUACAGUUACUACACCAACUACAGCUACUACACCAACUACACUUACUACACCAACUACAACUACUACACCAACUACAGCUACUACACCAACUACAGCUACUACACCAACUACAGCUACUACACCAACUACAGCUACUACACUAACUACAGCAACUACAGUAACUACAGCAACUACAUUAACUACACCAACUGCAGCAACUACACCA
This is a messenger RNA of Porites evermanni, 1513 nucleotides long. The record is from the annotation of a GenBank genome assembly. Lineage: Eukaryota; Metazoa; Cnidaria; Anthozoa; Scleractinia; Poritidae.